GAGUACAGCAGGCAUCGAAGAAUUUAGUUUGAUCACGCAGCAGCUGCCAAUCGGCAUGUGGAUGUAGUUGAGCUGCUAAUGAAAAGUAAUGUAAGUUUUCCCAAGUUUGCGAAGAGCUAUCCCACACCACUUCUUUUAGCGGCAGGAAAUGGUAAUUUAGAAGUGGUUAAGUAUUUUCAUAGUCAUGGUGCAACGUUUGAUUCUAUCAUCCUUCAUCACACGGCUGCAAGAAACCAAAAAGCUGUAUUAGAGUUUGUAUUGGAUGUUGUAGGGCUGCGUGACACUUGUAAAAAAUGUCAACCAAAACAGUUCUCAAAACUGAGUCUAACUUCUGCAGUAAAAAAAAGCCACACAAUUUUUUGUGAAACUGCUCUGCAUGCUGCUGUAUCCAGGGGGCUAAUUGAGGUCGCUGAGAUUUUGUUAGCGUAUGGAACGGAAUCUUUGGAGUGUCGGCAUCAUUCUGGGAAGACAGUUCUCAUGGAUGCCGUCGAAAAAAAUGAUACUGAGAUGGUUGAUUUGUUGUUAAAGCACGGUGCCAAUGUUAGUACAAAGUGCGGAAGAAAAAUUUUGAAAAAUGUUAGCACAGAAAUGUGCUCCAUAUAUUCUAUGUACAAGCAAGAUUUUUUGUACACCAUGUAUUGCUUCACUGAUAGUUGUGAAUGCGAUAAUAGAGUUAUUCAUAUAAGUGCAAAAUAUGGAUUAUGGAAGAUGGCUAAAAAAAUAGCAAGUGAACGAAUUCUUGACAUGUUAGAUGUAUUAAAUUGUGAUCGGUAUAGUGCUCUCAGCAUUGCUGUAGCAAACGACCAGGCACGUUUUGUUCAGUAUAUAAAUGAUACUUUAAAGGAAGAAGAAGAAAAACGGCUAGUCGCGUUAGAGAUGGUUAAAAAAGCCGUCGAACAUUGUUCGGCCGAUGUAGCCAAAUUAAAUUAUUUUGUUGAUUUCAAGGAUGAGGAUUUAUGGAGUCUUCUAUGGCAAAGUAUUCGAUGGUCCCCCUGUGGCGAGAUAAAUGCUUCCCCAUGUUUAAUGGCUUUUCGAGAUAGCAAUCUUUCUGAUAAAAAAAAGAGAAGGAAAGAGUCGGAAAGGCGCUUAAAUAUUAUUAGGAUACUGUUUGAAACACAUCACAGGGAAACUUUUGUUUCGUACAAAUUGGAAAAAGAUAGUUUAACUUUUUUGCAUCUUGCUGCUUCCAAUGGUUUUGAUGAAGCCGUGAAGUACCUAGUUGAACUUGGGGCAGACACGCUUUUUAAAGACUCAUUUACUGGCCUGACUCCAUUAAUGUCUGCGUUGGUUAAAUCACCAGUUAAUGACCUCCAUCCCGUUGCUUCUUAUCGUUGCUACACUACAAAGGACGGUCAGUUUAGAUCGUGCCACACUACGUGCUAUGAUGAAACUUCACGAUAUUUGAUCCAGGUUCAAAAAGCAAGUAUCUCAAAGUGUGAUGCUAACAGUGCGUCAAUGUUACGUAUAGUCAUUGAGAAAAGAAUGCCGUUGAGUUUGUACGCCUUGUUGAAAAUUGGCGUUGAUAUAAGCUGCCGAGGAAAUGAAUCUUUGUCUCCCUUGUUACUCCAUCUCAAAAAAGGAGGUCACGAAGUUAGUGAUGUAUUGAAAAUAUUUGAAGCGAGUAUUUCUGUCAAAUGUGGGAUGCCUCAUACAAUUUCGGAGUUGCACAGGCUCUCGUUCGUAUCUGAAAAUAUUGGUAAUUUUUUUAAACCUCGAAAUAAAAGUCGUUCUCCAAUGCAAAGAUUGAUCGAUCGUCAUCCUAAUGGUGUUCGUAUUUUAAACUAUUGCUUUGAUGCUGAGGGAUAUUUGCCAAUACAUAGAGCCGCCCAGGGUGGAAAUCUUGCCGCUAUAAGAUGGUUUAAAAAUGCCGGAGUUGACAUGCAGUUAAAAACACGAAGUGGUUUCACUGCUUUUGAUAUAUCCAUCCUCUACUUGGGAGAUAUCAAGUAUGCAGAACUUAUUGCGCCGCCAAACUUAAAUCGAUAUUUGCAUGGACAUGACGUUUAUAGGCCAGUUCCUUUGACAGCAUCAAGGACAAGAGAUCGAAGAAUCGUAUUUCAAGAGUUGAUGCUAACAUUCUUUAGUGCAACACCAGAAUACAGAUCAGAGUUUCCUUGCGGUUCAGCAUUCAAAGGAAUCUCCCCGCUUCAUAUUGCAGCAGUAAAAGGAAUAUCUGUAUUACAAUAUGUCCAUAAAAAAGCUGCAGAGACAUUUCCAGGUUUACCAAUAAAUUGCACGAACGCUCACAGGUUAGACCCAGUGUAUCUGGCCUACUUUUAUGACAGUGUAAGAAAAGAUGGGUUAAUGGCUAAAUAUUUCGAACUUAAUCCUCAUUUCAAGGAUUCAUUCGAACAGAAUGAUGCCAUUUACCGUCUAAACGAUAAAGAAGAAAAUCCUUCAAAAAAUAAGAAAGGACUUCAUCAUGAGCCAGCUCCUAAAUUGCCAGAUCGCGUAGUUGACUAUUUUAUGGUGCACAAUUACUUGUAUCAUCCACCACUUAGAGAACAUGAAUACAGAGAACAUGUUUAUAAUAUUUGGGGUGCUGUAGAUCUAAGAAUAAGUGAUUGUCCUGGUUAUUUUAAUGAUGAAGAAGCGGUAACUCCACAUCAGCCUCCUAAUAUAUUCGAAUGUUCAAAAAUACGGGUUCGUCAUGAUUACUAUUUGUCGCUAUGUAUGCAGGAAAUUCAUGAAUACCAUGCUCGUACACACAACUGUCCGCAUGUAAAGUGGAUAUUACAGCGGUGGUUAACGUUGCGAAAAAGAAAAUACCGUCGACCAACUCAACUUAUUCUAAAUAGAAUGGGCUUGAGCAAUGAUUCUAAAGAUGACGACAUUACAAAUCGAUUUCCAUAUUACUUUUUACACAAACUGCUGCUCCUGAAUGAAUACAAUGCUUAUGAAUACCUCAAGAUCUUAAACAAAGCGCUUGAAAUUUCUGAUGUUCGUUUCCAUAGCCCUGCUUGACUGCAUGCAUGUCUCCUCUGCGGCUGCAUUUCUGUUGUUAUGUAGAGGAAACGCAGAAAUUUGAAUAUGGGAUAAAUAAGUAUUGGAUAAAUUAUUCUUUUGAUUAUGAUUCAGAAGGCGUAAUUUAUGUAAUACGGUGUAUCAGUUGCUCUAAGAUUUAUGUGGGGAGUACUAUUACAUCUUUUAGAAAGAGGUUUAAUAACCAUAAAAGAUGAGGAAGUAUGAACAAGGGGGCAGAAAAAUGGCUGCGGAGCACUUAUAUGCACAUUUUUUUGGCCCUGGGCAUAAAGGUUUAAGGGAUGUGAGGGUUAUCAUUAUUGAUAAGACCAAUGUUGAUAAGCCUACACAAAUGGAGGCAUUUUGGGUGUACAAAUUAGAUUCGUUUGUACCUCGGGGAUUAAAUGUAAGAGACUUUGAAUAAUAUGUAGGGUAAUUACUAUAUACGUAUAGGCCAUUGACUUCUAUAUUAAUCCUUGAAGAAGGGGCAUGCCCCGAAACGUAGGAGGUGAAUAAAUGUUGAUAUAGUUACCAAAGUUUAUUUUGUUAUUUACUUAUAUAUAUAUAGGCAGAAUUUGCCUUUCAAUUAGAUUAGCUUAUUUGGUAUCACGGGAUAUUUUAUGUAUAAAUGGGGGAUAGAUUAUCUGAUAUGUUAUUAGUCCACUGAAGAAGCCAUAACUGGCGAAACGU
Molecule: messenger RNA, 3651 nt
Organism: Dendronephthya gigantea
Lineage: Eukaryota; Metazoa; Cnidaria; Anthozoa; Malacalcyonacea; Nephtheidae
Exons: 1
Coding region: 79-2964 (961 amino acids)
Molecular function (GO): protein binding
Source: RefSeq, a predicted model, not a curated record